GGAAAAUAAACCCAUCUACUGAUACUUCCUGUCACAUUACAAAUGCAGAAUAUGAUUUGUGUGAUAGUUUUGCUACGUUUAUGUCUUUGGCAUCUGAACGGUGUGUUUGGUGAUGAAGUGAAGUCAGUGUCAGUGAUGGAGGGACAUUCUGUUACUCUACACACUGAUACUGAACUACACACACAUGAUGUGAUGGAGUGGAUGUUUGGUGUUCAGAGUCCAGAUGAGAUUAUAGCUGAAAUCAACAGAGAAGUCAAUAUAACAUCAUUUAUUAAUGAGAGAUUGAAGAAUCAUGUAGAGAUAGAUGCUCAGACUGGAUCUCUCAUCAUCACAAACAUCACAACUCAACACACUGGACGCUAUCAACUAGAGAUCAUCAGAAAACCUUCUGUCCUCAUCAGACACUUCAAUCUGACUGUCUAUGCUCGUCUGCCUGUUCCCGUCAUCUCCAGAGACUCUUCUCAAUGUUCUUCAUCAUCUUCAUCAUCAUGUUGUUGUGUGUUGUGUUCAGUGGUGAAUGUGUCACAUGAUGUGAGCGUCUCCUGGUACAAAGGAAAGAGUUUAUUGUCCAGCAUCAGUGUGUCUGAUCUCAACAUCAGACUCUCUCUACCUCUGGAGGUGGAAUAUCAGGACACAAACACAUACAGAUGUGUGGUCAACAAUCCCAUCACAAACCACACACAACAUCUACACAUCACUCAACUCUGUCACACGUCUGCAGAAAACACACAGACACACAACAACAGGAAGUGUGCAGUGGAUGAUGAUGUGGUGUAUGCAGGAGUCAUGAGAAGGUGA
Triplophysa rosa is the source of this 798-nucleotide messenger RNA. Its product is annotated as natural killer cell receptor 2B4-like. The transcript has 5 exons. NCBI's taxonomy places the organism in Eukaryota, Metazoa, Chordata, Actinopteri, Cypriniformes, Nemacheilidae. The record is from RefSeq and is a predicted model, not a curated record. The coding region runs from base 43 to 798 and encodes 251 amino acids.